AUGUCGAUCUCAGCCUGCUGCGUCAAAGGUUUCGAAUGGGAUGGCACGCCUGAGGGCAGGAUCAUCGCUUAUCCAACCGCCAGCAACCAAGCGUAUGUCGCCGGCUCGAAUGACAACGCCGCAGUGAUGCUCAUCCCGGACCUUUUCGGCUGGAGGUACCCCAACAUCCGCCUGCUGGCCGAUCAUCUCGCUCGAGAAGUGGAGGCGACGGUAUAUGUGCCCGACUUCUUCAACGGCGAGACCCUCAACUAUGACGCCCUAGAGCGCACAGCGUUCGACGAAAUCGACCUCCACGGCUUCGUCUCUCGCCACUCCCGCGAGAUCCGCGAGCCCGAGAUCCUGGCCUGCGCCCGCAAGCUUCGCGCCGAAUACAGCAAAUUCGGCGCCAUCGGGUACUGCUACGGCGGCUGGGCCGUCUUCCGUCUCGCCGCUGCGGAGCACAAAGAGCUGGUCGACUGCGUGAUUGCUGGACAUCCCAGUUUGCUGACCAAAGACGACAUUGACCAUGCUGCGGCGCCAGUGCAGAUCCAGGCGCCCGAGAUCGAUGCGGCGUACACUGCAGAGUUGAAAGAGCACACUUUCAAGACGUUGCAGGCAAAUGGGGUUAUGUUCGACUACCAGUAUUUCCCGGGUGUGGAGCAUGCGUGUUUGACACGGGGCUCGCCGAAGAUCGAGAGGGAGAGAGAUGCCAUGGCGAGAGGCAAGAAUGCGGCGGUCGCUUGGUUCAGGCAGUUCCUGAAGGCGGAGUGA
Saxophila tyrrhenica is the source of this 750-nucleotide messenger RNA. RefSeq lists its product as uncharacterized. The transcript is spliced from 2 exons. The record is from RefSeq and is a predicted model, not a curated record. Gene Ontology annotation, molecular function: hydrolase activity. Lineage: Eukaryota; Fungi; Ascomycota; Dothideomycetes; Mycosphaerellales; Extremaceae. The coding region runs from base 1 to 750 and encodes 249 amino acids.